Molecule: messenger RNA, 2650 nt
Organism: Tuber aestivum (summer truffle)
Lineage: Eukaryota; Fungi; Ascomycota; Pezizomycetes; Pezizales; Tuberaceae
Source: the annotation of a GenBank genome assembly
AUGACCAGUCUCCACCGCUUUUCAUCAGCUCCUUCAACCGCAACGGCCAAGAGCACCGGUGUUCGGGCGGGCAAUUGCAAGAGCACUGCUGCCCCUUCAGCGAAUUUACUGCCAUCUACCGCGGCGGAUUCCACCGUGGCUCCUACCGCUGCAUUGGGCACUUCUGCUCCAGCCACAGCUCCAUCGGGUGGUGGAGCGGAUUACGGUCUUAUAUCUCCCGGCAGCCUCUUCGCACCGUGGGUGGAACUUGGUGCAACACCCACAGGCUCGCUCAACCCAUUCUUCGAGCCACCGCAGAGUCCCGUUUCUCAUCCUCAUCAUCCUCCUCCUUCCCACCCCUCAUACCGCCCCUCUCAUCCCACCCACGGUAUCUGCGAUCCCCCCUCGGCAAGUAGUCGUUCACCCGCGGCUUCCGGCGCAAAGUGCCCCCCUCCUCCGAGAAGCCUUCCACCAUCUCACAAGAUUCUGCCAUCGUCAUCCCCGAACUCCGCGGGUAAAGUCAAGUCAAAUAAACGACCAGCCAGCAGUAUCGUUUCUCAAUCCUCGUCCUUGCGCCCGCCUCCGGCUAUUCGGUUAUCAGAGAGGGAGACCCCGAGCAAGAGUGGUGGAGGUGGCGGCACAGGACCAGUGAAGAGGGAAAUCCCCGUAGAAGGCGACACCGCAGACGACACGAUGAGCGUGCACAGUCAGGGAAACAACCACGACGAUAAACCAGCCUCGAGGAUUGCCGCGAGCGCGCUCUUUCCUGAAAUCCCCAGGAUCCUGCCACACGAGAAGGUAUGAGAACCCUGAUAUCACCACCACAUUCUACCCUGCCCUGUCCCGCGCUACCGGCGCGAUGAGUAGGAAAAAAAUUCGUCACGUGCUUUGAGGCUGAUAGCGAUCCAUAACGAAACAGGUAUUUCCAAUCCAAAUUGGUGGCGAAUUGUUUCGAUUGAGGUUUGUUGCCUUCUUUCCGGAGUGCUUUGCGCUGGUUCAUUGAGGCUGAUUAUGGUUUUAGCGGCGCAUCGAUAUCCUCAGAUGGUCAGUAUACGAAUGAAACUCCCUUCAAUAUUGUGCGCAGUUAGGAUAGAAGACUGAGAGUGCUAGAGCUCCCUCAUACUUUUCGCAAUUCUUCGAGCAGCAGUUGGAGAACCUGGAAGAGGGCCAGAGCGUGAGAACACUCUACAUCGAUCGGGAUCCGGUCACGUUUAGGGAUAUUGCUAGGCAUUUACAAGGUACCUGUAGUGGAACUGCAAUUGGGGGAAUGGAGAUAUUAACGUUGUGCAGGCUAUCAUGUUUCUCCCAGAGACGGGCAACAUUUUGUACAGCUGUUCGCUGAUGCGCAAUUCUAUAGCCGUAGGUUGUCUUCAGAGUUUGCGGAGGAUGAAAGCUGAUUGGAGUAGUUCCAAAGUUGAUCUCGCAACUCUUCGAGUCGGAGAUCUUCAUCUCGAUCGGAUCAAGGCCUUUCCAGAUCAAUCGUGAACUAUUUCAGUCCCCCGGAAAUAGCCCGAAUUAUUUUUCACUCGGGUUUGCGGUCUUCUUUUCAUCGCCGAAUGAAGUCUUCCCCGGGUUGAGUCGAGAGGGGCUCCUGCGACCGCCCUCGAUAUUACCGCCUGAGGUCCCGACCCGUUCGGGCGAGGUCUUUGCCGAGCUUCUCCACUUGCUACGCGGUUAUCCGGUUCACAUACGGAAUGAAGAGCACCGACAAGAGCUCCUGCGCGAUUGCAAAUAUUUCCACCUAAAGGGGUUGGAACAAAAGUUAAUUCCGCAUGAGAUAUCGUGGAAUCAGAAGCGACAAAAACAGGAGAUGGUCAUCAGAUUGGAGGAUAUCAAGCCGUCUGGAAUUUCCUUCGUCCCCGACCCGGUAACCCCUGAUCAGUUGCCGCCGCGCGGUACUUCAGGCUGGAUCAACUACUCCCGGCCAUUCGUCGAUGAUACACAGAGAGAGCUCAUCCUAGAAAUAGGAGGUGAGCAGACAAGGGUGGACUGGAAACUCGGGAGAGCGGAGUUUUCCGGAACUACGAACCAGCGCGUCACAGCACUCUUACAGGUGAUUGCCAAUAAACUGGGAUUGCCGGUAGGACAUGAAAGAGCACUCGGUCUGGUCCUGAUGAAGAAUAGUAUGAAUGGAAGCGCCAGCGGGUCAACCCCUGGUCCAGCAAGCCCGGGAAACACUCCACUCAGCGAGGAUAGAGUGAAGAUCAAAAUCGGCUCUGAUUGCUUCGUGCAGCUGGAUGGAGAGGAGUGGCAAGGAUGGGAUCGAGAAGGUGUCAAUUCGGCAGAUGGACACGACCUGGAAGGUGCGGCUGUUGAUGACGCCUAUGGUAUGGGUAGCCGGCCCGGCCCCGGAAGCGAUGCGGGAAGGAGCGCUGCGGGCGGAAGUCCAAAUCUGCCAUGGCAGCAACACUCCGGGGUGAGUAGCCGGCCCCCAUCAACAAAACCCCAAGGUGCAUUCCUGGGCGCGCAUCCCCGGAAGCGCCAGAAGCGCGUGGCGGGGAUCGAGGACUCCUCCGAGUGGCUUGUGAAGCGGGGGCAGUGGCGACUGAGGGUGCAAAUGACGCCUGGAGUAGACGGUCGAGAUAGGCCAGAGGUCAUCCUGGUAGGUGUCAAGCUGGAUUCUUUUAGCGGGGAAUACGGAAGGAAUGGGCAGAGGAAAUUCUUGGUCUGA